Molecule: messenger RNA, 702 nt
Organism: Tribolium madens (black flour beetle)
Lineage: Eukaryota; Metazoa; Arthropoda; Insecta; Coleoptera; Tenebrionidae
Exons: 4
Coding region: 111-665 (184 amino acids)
Source: RefSeq, a predicted model, not a curated record
CGGUUAUAUAACAAAAAGAUGUUCGGUUGUAUAAACAUCGGUCGCGAAAGAAAAAAUUAUUUUAGGUUGUGUAUUUUUUUUACAAAUUUUUCCAGAAAAAACUGCAAAAGAUGAAACGUUCAAUUGAUGCAACAGAUCUGCAGACAUUCUUAAAAGAUGGGAGUGAACCGGAGCCAAAGGUAAUGUUGGUUGAAAGGGAGGAAAAACCAGGGGGUAUUUCUCUUGUCAACCCAAAUGCUAUAGCUAAAAAAUCUUAUACCGACUCCAUGGAGCUGUCAGAAGGACUCUCAAACGUCAACACUGCAAUGCAUGCAAAUGCUAGAAAUAAAUUGGACGUUAUUGGAAGACAAAUGAGAAAUCUUCAAGAUCUAAUGUCAAACGUAUUUGAGGAAACUAAACUCAGCAUAGAACUUCAUAAUGUAGCCUGUAACUUUGUGAAGAAACCUGGACACAUUUAUCACUUGUAUGAAAAAUCCUCAGGCCAAAAAUAUUUAGGAAUGCUAUCUCCUGAAGAAUGGCAAAACGCCCCCCACAACUACUUAGGCAGCUACAUGUUGGAAUCGGAUUUAAAUUGGACACCCGCAAGGUCAAUUGAUGGUAGAUAUGAAGGUGUGAAUUUUUUAAAACAAUUCUUUGGGAUACCCCACUUACAAGCUUUAUCAUAACUGUAGGAAAUAAAACGAAUAAAUCACUUGUAAAUAA